This is a messenger RNA of Pediculus humanus corporis (human body louse), 1251 nucleotides long. RefSeq names its product mitochondrial 28S ribosomal protein S30, putative. NCBI's taxonomy places the organism in Eukaryota, Metazoa, Arthropoda, Insecta, Psocodea, Pediculidae. Gene Ontology annotation, cellular component: mitochondrial large ribosomal subunit; ribosome; mitochondrion. The record is from RefSeq and is a predicted model, not a curated record. The transcript is spliced from 5 exons. Gene Ontology annotation, biological process: translation. Gene Ontology annotation, molecular function: structural constituent of ribosome. Bases 1 to 1251 code for a protein of 416 amino acids.
AUGUAUUCAGUACUUAAAGGCUGCAAACGUAAAAAUAGUUUAGCUUCACUGACAAGGUGCUGUUCUGUUCCUUUUAGAAAUAUUAACUGUACUGAAAAUGAAUUUACUUCAACUCCUGAGUAUCCUCCUAUAAACAUAAAUAAGGGUACCGUCGAGACCGAAAGACUUAAAGAAUGGCAUAAAAAAAUAUUAAGGCAACCUACUGUUGAAGAAAAGCUUUUUGAAGUUAAUGUUCCCCGACGGUGGGGUUGGAAAUGCUUUAUGAUUCACGAAGGAAUCAUACCGUACAAUAAUUUAUCAUUCAGUCAACAUGCAACCAGAACGCAUUUGGUGAAAACAGAAGCUUUGCCUUCUUAUUAUGAAAAUUCAGCUGAUAAGUGUAUAGAUUUAGCAAAAAAAAUUAGGGAUGAUGUUGUAGACUCUAUAGAAUAUCAAUUGCAUGUCAGGCGAGAAAACAUUUUUAAAAAUCUAAACGAUAUGAAAAAAAUAAGACAAUUACAAAAAAUUAUCGUUGGUGAAUUAAAUAGAGUCAUUCUUAAUUGCAUUCAGAACUCUGAAAGUGAUGCAGUCCAUCUUCAAACUGACUUUUCUCCUAGAAUAGAAGCCUCUUGGAAAGUUAAUAGUUUGGUAGAAACUGUAGUUAAAAAAGAAUACAAAUAUGGAAUUCCAUUAAAUGAGUUACCUGAAGAGUAUCUUGACAGACCAUCAGAUAAGCUCAUUCAAUAUAUUGGAAAGCCUAUUUUACAAUUGAGAUGUUCCAAUCCUUUGCCACCUAUAAUAAGUAGUAAAGAAGCCAACAUUUUCAAUUAUUCAGUACCUGUGUAUGACUUUGAUCCUCAUAUUACCUUGGGGUACACCAUGGAGCGUAGGCAUAUUACAAAUAUUCCUGGUUUUUGGCCAGGGGAAAAAGAAGAUUUUGGUUUUUUGUCUUAUCAUGAUUUAAACCAUGUUCAUCACAGACCUUCCACUUAUGGGUCGACCGAUAAAGAAGAAGCCAUUAGUAGUCAAAUGAUUUUUGCUUCUUUUGGAUGGCUUAUGCCUUUGGCUUGUUAUCAAGGAUUUUCUUCUUAUCACGAUUUCGCAAUGAGGCCUCGUGAUGCGAGAAGGCGUCCUUUUGAAUUACGUCAAAAUCCCUAUCACAGAAAAAUGAGUGAUACUAAAGGAGCUUAUGUUCCGAAGGCUCUUAGACCUGAUAAGCAUUUGCCCAAGUGGAAACAAAAUAAAUUUGCUAAAUCAUUUUUUCCUCAAUAA